This is a messenger RNA of Phytomonas sp. Hart1, 2124 nucleotides long. The record is from the annotation of a GenBank genome assembly. Lineage: Eukaryota; Euglenozoa; Kinetoplastea; Trypanosomatida; Trypanosomatidae.
AUGGGGAAGAAUUCAGCCUUUGUGAAGGCUCACACGCAGGACUUGCGCCGCCGAAGAGCCCAACGCUCGCAACGCUCCAAAGUCGAGCGUGGCAAACGUCUUGCCCAGGGCGACAGGCGAAUUCAGCGUGUCGCCAAGCAGUGGGCCCUCCCCACCGAAGAGAACACGUCCCUGCUGUUGACCCAAUUCACGCAGGCCUGUCGACUUCCCAACACCAGCGCCGGUCUCUGCGCCCUCAUUCGGCAUUACGCUGGAACGGACGAGAAGGCCCCUUUGAGAGCACUCGAGCCUCUGACGCAGAUGGCGGAGAUGCUGCUCCAGGCGCAGGACGUCCCCAUGGACGACCUCGGCGAGGAGGAGGAUAAACCCGCCGGGGCGCUGUCCACCGAGACGGUCUUGCAGGACAUUUUGCAGACCGAGUGCGGUGGUCGCGUGGUCACGAUGCUCCUCUCCGCCCUCCAAUCCACGGAAAUUGGAAAGAGCGUCGCCAAGGCGAUUCUCGAGCAGUUCGAGGCCACUGAGGCCCUCGUGACGCAUCAUGUCGCCUGUAGAGUUCUGACCGCGCUAGUGCAGUGGGGGCCGAUGGAAGUGAAGUGUGGGGUCCUGGAGAUGCUUCGCGAGCGGGGUGGCAUCGAGAGUGCCUUCGACCUUCUUGUGGAUCGCCACACCGCGACAACCAUUGUGCAACUUCUUGAACACCUACCCAUGGAAACGAGUGUGUGGUUGGUUGAGGAACUCGGCCUGAGUGAAGAAGGAUUUGUUGAUACCAAGGCUUCGAUGAAUGCGACAUCUUGUAAGGGGAAAGAAAAUGAGGAAUUCGCUGAAGUCGAUAAAGAUGAAAGUCAGGAGAGAUUUCGAAACCUCAUCGAGCACCCGGUCUCGUGGCGCAUCCUUGCUCAGCUUGCUAUUAAUAUGCCUAUUGAGAAACGUUUACGUUUUCUCGACAUGAUCAGCUUUGCUGAGCUUUGUCAAACAAAGCGAGGGACCCGCUUUCUUGGGACGCUCAUUAGCGCGGACUCAAGCACUGAAAAGAAUAUCACGAGCACUGCGUCAGCAGCCAUCAUGCAGGUGUUGGGAAAGAUAGUCGAAGAAUCAGCUUCUCUCAUACAGGAUAUGAGUAUAAGCCCUUAUGGAAACUUCCUAGUACAGAAAUUGAUCCAGGUCGUUCUCCUUGUGCGCGGCGAUAACGACAAAAAUGCAUUAGAGCUGUUUUCGCGUAUUGUGCAUGUUCUUACCCACAAUGGGGAUCCUGCGACAACGCAUAGUCUCGCGUCGCAUCCUAUUGGUGUGCACGUGAUCUGCACGCUAAUCGAUACCGCUUUGUUGUUGAUUGGCUCUAAUAGUGGUAGUGGCAACAAAAAUUAUCGUGUCGUAGAAGAAAUUGUGAGUUUCUUGACAUUACCCAAGCAUGUUGCCAAUGCGAUCUGUGAUCAAUACGACAGCUUGCUCGUACGCCGCCUUAUGCCUCUUCUGAAGCAAAAGCAAUCUAAUCUGGGAAAGAUGCUUGCUUCCACCAUUGAGCAGACAAUGAGUUCUUUGCUGUACGAUCCUAUCGGAAACCUUGUGGUGCAGGAAUACUUUCAAGUUAUUGGUCCUGAUGCAGCGUCAAAAUUCACAAGCAAACUUAUGGAAGAAGAAAUUCUGGCCAUGUGCCGGAGCCCAUUUGCUUCUCAUGUGCUGUUUACUUUGCUUGACGUUAUCAACCCUGCUGCACGCGUGAGCCUUUGCAGCACUCUUAAGCCUCAUGUUCUGGCUAUCGCCACACAUGUAAAUGGUCGCUUUAUUGUAGAACGUCUGGUCGCCUCCAGUCGUGAGGUACGAGAUGAAUUGGUGCGCCAAUUUUAUGCUCUGGCUAGAGAAAAAGGCACCCAACAUGUGUUGUGUUCCCUUGUGUCUCAUUUGGAUCCUCGUGGCAAGACACACGUUAUUGAAAAAAUCAUAGUCCCGAGACUGUUUGAACUUGCAACGCACUCCUGUGGGUCCAUUGUCCUCCAGAAGCUUAUGCAAUCUGACGCUGGUAUUGCUGCCGCUGUAAAAAAAAGAAUAGCACAAGAAAAAACACUACGAAACGACUUGGCACAAAACUUCUACGGAAAGUUUGUGGUGCAAAUUGCAGAAAACUAA